Messenger RNA from Acanthosepion pharaonis, 960 nucleotides. Lineage: Eukaryota; Metazoa; Mollusca; Cephalopoda; Sepiida; Sepiidae. The record is from the annotation of a GenBank genome assembly.
AUGGAGACAGACCACCCGAAAAGAAGACAGCUGUGUGGCGACAACUACUUGCUUGGCGACUGGCAGUGUCUGCUUAAACACUUGCGCCUCUCUCUUUCACCCAACCACUUCGGGGUUAGGGCAGACAUAUCUUUUUCAAUUGGAAGAUUGGAACAACAGUCUUUACAACGAUUUGGCCUAAUAUCACACACACACACACACACACACACACAAACUGAUCUAUCUCCCUCUUGCACUCUCUUUCUCUAUCUCCCUCUUGCACUCUCUUUCUCUAUCUCCCUCUUGCACUCUCUUUCUCUAUCUCCCUCUUGCACUCUCUUUCUCUAUCUCCCUCUUGCACUCUCUUUCUCUAUCUCCCUCUUGCACUCUCUUUCUCUAUCUCCCUCUUGCACUCUCUUUCUCUAUCUCCCUCUUGCUCUCUCUUUCUCUAUCUCCCUCUUGCACUCUCUUUCUCUAUCUCCCUCUUGCACUCUCUUUCUCUAUCUCCCUCUUGCACUCUCUUUCUUUCUCUACUCUCUUUCUCUAUCUCCCUCUCCCUCUUGCUAUCUCCCUCUCUCUCUAUCUCCCUCUUGCACUCUCUUUCUCUAUCUCCCUCUUGCACUCUCUUUCUCUAUCUCCCUCUUUUGCUCUCUCUCUUUCUCUAUCUCCCUCUUGCCCUCUCUCUUUUCUCUAUCUCCCUCUUGCACUCUCUUUUUCUCUAUCUCCCUCUUCCUCUCUUUCUCUAUCUCCCUCUUGCCUCUCUUUCUCCUAUCUCCCUCUUUGCUCUCUUUCUCUAUCUCCCUCUUGCACUCUCUUUCUCUCUCCCUCUUGCACUCUCUUUCUCUAUCUCCCUCUUGCACUCUCUUUCUCUAUCUCCCUCUACUUAAUUGUAAUAACCCCAAUAAUUGCUUUACAGUUUUCAGGCCGCCUUAUAUUUUCUUUCUCUCUCUGUCAUUUAUGCUUGAUUUGCAAGGAUUAUAA